AUGGAGGAGAGACAAUUGUUGUUUGAGAAGUAUGAAAUUGGGACAUUAUUAGGCAAAGGAACUUUUGCGAAAGUGUACUAUGGUAAGGAACUCGAAACAGGGGAAAGUGUAGCCAUUAAAGUGAUAAAAAAAGAUCAAGUUCAGAAAGAAGGAAUGAUGGAGCAAAUCACAAGAGAAAUCUCUGUGAUGGGCCUUGUCCGUCAUCCGAAUAUUGUUGAACUCAAAGAAGUCAUGGCUACAAAGUCUAAAAUCUUCUUUAUAAUGGAGUAUGUUAAAGGGGGUGAGCUUUUCGCGAAAUUAGUAUCCAAAGGCAAAUUUAAAGAAGAUACAGCAAGAAAGUACUUUCAACAAUUGAUAAGUGCUGUUGAUUACUGUCAUAGUCGAGGUGUUUAUCAUCGCGAUUUGAAGCCUGAGAACCUACUCCUUGAUGAGAAUGAGGACUUGAAGAUAUCUGAUUUUGGGUUAUCGGCUUUGCCUGAUGAGCAGUUGAGUAGAAAUGAUGGUUUGCUUCAUACACAGUGUGGGACACCAGCAUAUGUUGCUCCUGAGGUUUUAAGGAGGAAAGGUUAUGAUGGUGCAAAAGCUGAUAUUUGGUCAUGUGGGGUUAUUUUGUAUGUGCUUCUAGCUGGUUACCUACCAUUUCAAGAUGAGAAUGUGAUGAACAUGUACAAGAAGAUUUUCAAGGCGUAUUUUGAGUUCCCUCCUUGGUUUUCAAUGGAUUCGAGGCGUUUGAUAUCUAAACUUUUAAUGGCUGAUCCGGACAGGAGGAUCACUAUUCAAGGUAUCAUGAGGGUUCCGUGGUUUAGAAAGGAUUUCGCGAUGCCACGGGCUUUUUCAAUCCAAGAUUUUCAAAAGUUAGAAAAGGAGCGAGAAAAUGAUCAUGUUGAAGAAGGAAUGAGCAGCAAACAAGGAGGGAUGAUUAGGAAAUCCCCUUCAUCCCCUGCAUUUUUCAAUGCAUUCGAGUUGAUUUCAUCGAUGUCUUCUGGUUUCGACUUGUCUAGCUUGUUUGAGAUCAAAGGGAAGGCAUCAUCCAUGUUCACUUCAAGGAGCACUGCCCGGGAUGUCAUCCGUAAAAUGGAGAAAAUGGCUAAAGUUAUGAGGUAUAAGGUUUAUAGGGUAAAACCAUUCAAGUUGAAGAUGCAAUGCCCGGAGGAAGGACGAAAAGGGCGGUUGUUGGUCACCGCUGAGGUGUUUAAGGUGGCCCCGGAAGUCACCGUGGUCGAGCUCUCUAAGUCCUCCGGUGACACGUUGGAGUAUAACAAGUUUUGUGAAGAGGAAGUUAGGCCUGCAUUGAAGGACAUUGUUUGGACAUGGCAAGGGACAGGUACUGGAAAUGCUGAUAUUGAUAACAAAAAGGACUUGGAGCAAUAAAAUUUGGUAUAUGUGCAUCUUUCUCCCUCUUCUUUUGUGUUUGUGUUU
This is a messenger RNA of Solanum verrucosum, 1419 nucleotides long. RefSeq names its product CBL-interacting serine/threonine-protein kinase 5-like. The transcript has a single exon. NCBI's taxonomy places the organism in Eukaryota, Viridiplantae, Streptophyta, Magnoliopsida, Solanales, Solanaceae. Gene Ontology annotation, biological process: signal transduction; protein phosphorylation. Gene Ontology annotation, molecular function: protein kinase activity; ATP binding. The record is from RefSeq and is a predicted model, not a curated record. Bases 1 to 1371 code for a protein of 456 amino acids.